GAAAAUGGUGAACAUCACCUCGGCCGCCGGCAUCAUUUGCCUGCUGGAUGAACCGGUCGCGGAGCUGAAGGUAUUUGCGCUGAACAAGCUCAAUGCUAUCGUGGGUGAAUUCUGGCCCGAAAUCUCGGAAGCGGCCGAAAAGAUUGAGAUGCUGCAUGAGGACAAAAGCUUCUCCCAUCACGAACUGGCGGCCCUGGUCGCCUCGAAGGUGUACUACCAUCUGGGCUCGUUUGAGGAUUCGCUAACGUACGCACUGGGUGCGGGCGAUCUGUUCGACGUAAAUGCACGCAACGAGUACGUGGACACGAUCAUCGCGAAAUGUAUCGAUCACUACACGCAGCUGCGAGUGGCACUGGUUGAGGCGGAAGAGAACAACCUGGUGGCGAAACCGAUUGAUGCACGUCUUGAGGCGAUCGUUAACCGUAUGAUUCAACGGUGCUUGGAAGAUGGUCAAUACAAGCAGGCGCUUGGUAUUGCCCUUGAAACCCGCCGUAUGGACAUCGUAGAAGCAUCAAUCAUGAAGGCGGAUGAUGUGCCCGGAAUGCUGGCGUAUGCGUUCCAAGUUACGAUGGGAUUUAUUCAGAACCGUGCAUUCCGAAAUACGGUUCUGCGCUGCUUGGUGGAGCUGUAUCGUAAUGCAGGCGUGCCGGACUACGUGAACAUGUGCCAGUGUUUGAUUUUCCUCGAAGACCCACUGGCUGUGGCAGAAGUGCUCGAUGGGCUGACAAAGGAAAGUGAAUCGUCGGUACUGAUGGCGUACCAGAUUGCUUUCGAUCUGUACGAAUCCGCCACCCAGCAGUAUCUCGGUCAGGUGUUGCAGGCACUGAAAGCAACUGCACCGAUUCCAUCCGCACUGAUCUCCAACUUUAAGCCCCAAGGCACGACGACCAGCGAUGCAACAACGGAAGCCGUCGAACCAAAGGCAGAACGCACCCUGGAAAGUUUGAACGAGGCGGAAAAAACGCACCAAAAGAAUAUUGAAAAGCUGGCCAGCAUAUUGUCGGGCGAGGUAACGAUUGAACUGCAGCUUCAGUUCCUGAUCCGUAGCAACCAUGCCGAUCUGCAAAUUUUGCGCGCGACGAAGGAAUCGGUCCGUCUGUCGAUCUGUCAUACAGCCACCGUCAUCGCGAACACGUUCAUGCACAGCGGCACUACCAGCGAUCAGUUCCUGCGCGACAAUCUCGAAUGGUUAGCAAGGGCAACGAACUGGGCAAAGCUUACUGCGACUGCAUCGCUCGGUGUAAUUCACCGCGGGCACGAAACCGAUUCGCUCGCACUAAUGCAAAGCUAUCUGCCGAAGGAGAGUGGUCCAAGCUCAGGCUACUCGGAAGGUGGCGGUUUGUAUGCGCUCGGUUUGAUCCAUGCCAACCACGGUGCAAACAUUAUCGACUAUCUGUUGCAGCAGCUGAAGGACGCUCAGAACGAGAACGUCCGUCACGGUGGAUGUCUUGGGCUGGGGUUGGCAGCGAUGGGAACGCAUAGGCAGGAUGUGUACGAGCAGCUGAAGUUUAACCUUUACCAGGACGAUGCGGUCACCGGCGAAGCGGCCGGUAUUGCGAUGGGAAUGCUUAUGCUCGGUUCGAAGCAUGCUCAAGCGAUUGAAGACAUGGUGUCGUAUGCGCAGGAAACACAGCACGAAAAGAUCUUGCGCGGUUUGGCGGUUGGCAUUUCACUCACGAUGUACGCCCGGCUGGAGGAAGCGGACGCGCUGGUAGCAUCGCUAUCGAACGAUAAGGAUCCGGUGUUGCGCCGUAGUGGCAUGUAUACGAUCGCGAUGGCUUACUGUGGAACGGGUAACAAUCAGGCGAUUCGCAAGCUGCUUCACGUCGCUGUUAGCGAUGUGAAUGAUGAUGUGCGUCGGGCUGCAGUUACUGCGAUCGGCUUUAUUCUAUUCCGUUCGCCGGAGCAAUGUCCGUCGGUAGUUUCGCUGUUGGCCGAAUCGUAUAAUCCGCACGUGCGCUAUGGUGCCGCAAUGGCGUUGGGAAUUGCGUGCGCUGGAACGGGUUCCCGUGAGGCGAUUGCACUGCUAGAACCGAUGGCCAAGUUUGAUCCGGUCAAUUUUGUACGUCAAGGUGCGUUGAUUGCAUCCGCCAUGAUCCUGAUCCAGCACACUGACCAGACGUGCCCGAAGGUAACCUUCUUCCGGCAGCUGUACACACAGGUCAUUACCAACAAGCACGAGGACGUGAUGGCCAAGUUUGGAGCGAUCCUAGCGCAGGGUAUUAUCGAUGCUGGUGGUCGCAACGUAACGGUAAGCUUGCAGUCUCGUACCGGACACACCAAUCUGCAGGCCGUUGUAGGAAUGCUGCUGUUCACGCAGUAUUGGUACUGGUUCCCGCUGUCGCACUGCUUGUCAUUGGCCUUCACGCCGACCUGUAUCAUCGCGCUAAACUCCGAUCUGAAGAUGCCGAAGAUUGACUUCAAAUCGGCCGCACGUCCCUCACUGUACGCGUAUCCAGCUCCGCUCGAGGAGAAGAAGCGCGAAGAGCGUGAAAAGGUCACUACGGCAGUGCUUUCGAUCGCGGCUCGUGCGAAGCGGCGCGAAGGGGACAAAAAGAAGGACGGUAAGGAUACCAAGGAUGCGGUGAAGGAAGCUACGGCGUCCGGAGAAACCAAGAUGGAGGUGGAUGAUGAUGCGACGGUUGGUAAAGAUGAUGCAGCUAAACCGAAGGAAGAGUCGAAACCAUCAGCUACCACUACGCCGGUGAAGGAUGAGACAAAGAAGAAGGAUAAAUCGGGUACAUCCGGAGUCGCUUCACCGGCUGCCACUACCGGGGACGAUACCGCCACUUCAACUGCUGCUGGCACGGAUAAGGCAACCGAUAAGACAGCCAGCAAAACGCCCAAGGAACCCGAGCCUAGCUUUGAAAUUUUGGCCAAUCCAGCCCGUGUUAUGCGUCAACAGUUGAAGGUGAUUAGCAUUGCGGAAGGAACGCCGUACACCCCACUGAAGGAUGUCACAAUCGGUGGAAUUAUUAUGAUGAACCAUACAGCCGUCGGUGACCAGGUGUUGGUUGAGCCUGUUGCCGCCUGUGGCCCGAAGAACGACGAUCUAAAGGAACCGGAAGCUCCGGAACCGUUCGAGUAUGUGGAGGAUGAUGCUUAAGCUAAAAAAUAAUCUUUUUUUCUUCGCUCCCCAUUUUGUGGACUGUAUAAGAAUUUGUGUAACGCUUUGAAACUUUAAUAAAGCACACUUUGCGUAACGUUCACUG
This is a messenger RNA of Anopheles maculipalpis, 3212 nucleotides long. RefSeq names its product 26S proteasome non-ATPase regulatory subunit 1 (gene Rpn2). Gene Ontology annotation, molecular function: enzyme regulator activity. Gene Ontology annotation, cellular component: proteasome regulatory particle, base subcomplex; proteasome storage granule; nucleus. Bases 5 to 3106 code for a protein of 1033 amino acids. The transcript has a single exon. Gene Ontology annotation, biological process: regulation of protein catabolic process; proteasome-mediated ubiquitin-dependent protein catabolic process. The record is from RefSeq and is a predicted model, not a curated record. Lineage: Eukaryota; Metazoa; Arthropoda; Insecta; Diptera; Culicidae.